AUGGCUCCAUCUCUCGAGAGUCUCCCGAGUGCCGACCGUCCCAUCUACGAUGAAGCUGAACGAGUCCGUCAAAAGUACGCCGAGGAGAGGUCGAAACGUCUACGGUCCGAGGGGGUUGACCAAUAUGUCAGCCUCAACGCCACCGAUGACCUCCGUUUGAAAGGGUUUUUGGAUGAUCCGUGGGAUGAGCACGUUGAAUCGCCGAUCCGCCUUCAAUCCGGCAAUCGAUAUCGGGUAGCCAUCAUGGGCGCUGGAUAUGGAGGGCUAUUGUAUGCUGCGCGACUGCUUGACUCGGACGCGGGCUUGACCCCCGAAGAUCUAGUGAUCAUUGACACUGCGGCCGGAUUUGGAGGAACUUGGUACUGGAAUCGCUACCCCGGCAUCAUGUGCGACACUGAGAGUUACGUCUACAUGCCGCUCCUGGAAGAGACCGGUUACAUGCCAAAGCACAAGUACGCAUACGGAGAGGAGCUGCGAGAACAUGCAGACCGAAUCGCCAAGCAGUGGAAGGUCGACGAACGGGCGAUGUUCAGGGCGGAGCUGCACCGAUGCACCUGGAAUGACGACAGUUCCGAAUGGAGCCUAGACCUGACACAGCGGUUGCCGUGCGCACACGGUGCAUCUACGAGCGGUACCAUCGUCGCUGAUUUUGUCAUAUUAUCCCCGGGGCUCCUCAACAGACCAAAGCUGCCUCUACUACCUGGGCUGGGGGACUUCAAAGGAUCGAACUUCCUCGCAGCCAGGUGGGACUACGCGGCGACGGGAGGCAGCCCAUCGUGUCAGCACCUCGACCGCCUACGGGGCAAGAGAGUUGGCAUUGUAGGGACCGGAGCCACUGCCGUGCAGCUAGUGCCGGUGCUGGCAAAAUGGUGCGACCAGCUAUACGUGUUCCAAAGAACGCCGGCGUCGGUUGACGUGCGCGGUCAGCGACAGACGGACAAGGCCGAGUGGACGACCAGCAUACAAACAGGUCCGGGCUGGCAAGAAACACGUUGUCGCAACUUUCUGUCGUUCGGGGCUAACGCCCAGCCAAGCGAGCCGGUCGACAUGGUAUCGGAUGCGUGGACCAGCUUUCCAUCCUACAGCGUCCUCACUGGAAGUCCCGCAACAACGAAAGUGACCAUGGACACGGCGGCCGAGCACGUCUCCGAGAUGCACAAGCUUGAUCUGGCUCGGUCUAACAAGGUCCGCGAGCGCGUCGACAACAUCGUCAAGGACAAAAGCACUGCUUCAAAGCUCAAGGCCUGGUACCCGGGGUGGUGCAAACGCCCCACGUUUCACGACGAGUAUCUGGAGGCGUUCAACAGAGCCAACGUGUAUCUGAUCGAUACGGAUGGUCGAGGUGUCGACCGGAUUGCUGAAACAGGAGUCGUGGCGAAUGGAACGACUCACCAGCUAGACGUCAUUGUCUUCUCUACAGGCUUCGAGGCUGGCACGUUCGGCAGCCCGGCGCGUCGCUGCGGAGCGCAGGUCUUUGGCCGCGGUGGCAAAUCCAUGGAUGAGAAAUGGAAAGACCCAAGGACUAAGGACGGGCAGAUAUCCCUGACGCUCCAUGGGAUGUGCAGCAGGGAUUUUCCCAACAUGUUUUUCACCAGUAGCGACCAGGCGGGGAUCGCUUCCAUCUUCACACCCACCUUAGACGCCUUGUCUAAGCACGUGGCCUUUAUAGUAUCCCAGAGCCUGAAGAGGCUCGAGAAGAUAAACCGCGGACUAUCAGCGACUGAGCACGUCGUCGUUGUAGAGCCUACCUCUGAGGCCGAGGCGUCGUGGGCCCACCGCGUCCUCUCGGGCGCCGCCUCUCUCGCGCCCAUGGCAGGUUGCACGCCUUCUUACUUCAACGCCGAGGCAAAGAUGGACAGCAUGCCGAUGGACGAGCAGAUCAAAGCGGCGGCGACAACGCGAUGGCCGAGAGGACUCAAUGACUUCAUGGACGUGUUGGACAGUCUGUCGAGCGCCAAUGACGACACCGACUUUGACAUUCAGAUUGUCCCGAAGUCCCUAAAUUAA
Molecule: messenger RNA, 2007 nt
Organism: Aspergillus candidus
Lineage: Eukaryota; Fungi; Ascomycota; Eurotiomycetes; Eurotiales; Aspergillaceae
Product: flavin-containing monooxygenase
Exons: 1
Coding region: 1-2007 (668 amino acids)
Source: RefSeq, a predicted model, not a curated record